CACGAAAGUUAUUUCAAUUGAGAUAUCAGUACCUAUGAAGUACCACUGUACAAGAGUCUUCACCUUAUGCUAAUGCCGGAUUUAAUUUCACUGCUGGUCCUACUGCUAGAGAUAGUUUCUGGGGAUAUGUCAUAGUCAUAAGUACCAGUUUCAUGCGAUCUUAUAGUCGUCCAUCAAACUGGGGCCCAAAAUGUGAAGACGAAUUGUAUGUUGGUGCUCAGUACCAUAAUCGGAAUUUAUUUCGGCUGCUUCGGGACCAAGCAAUCCACCAUCAGGGAGUACCUCAUGGGAGGCAAAAACAUGAAAGUUAUUCCGAUAGCGGUAUCAGUAGCAGUGAGCCAUAUUUCAGGUACCUUGCUUCUAACAUCGGUGGCGGAUGUGUACAGAUACGGAGCUAGCGUCUGGUUAUACGUUGUGGCGUACACAAUAAUGGGUUUUCUUGCUACUUAUGUUUACCUUCCGGUGUUCUUCAAAAUGCAAGUAACCAACAUUUACGAGUACUUGGAGAAAAGAUUUGAUAAGAAGACUCGAAUGAUAGGGUUUGUGUUUUAUGUAUUGUCCGAAAUUUUCACGUUUCCGGUACAUGCGUAUGCGCCAUCUUUGACUUUUGCUACAGCUACUGGAAUUGAUGUUAAUUUGGUUGCUACCGUCUUGUGUUUGGUUUGUGUUUUUUAUACGUCGAUAGGGGGUCUGAAGACUGUUAUUUGGACGGAUUUUCUUCAGUUCGCAGUUAUACUAACCUGUCUUUUGACUGUUUUUGUGACGGGUCUUGAUGCGUCUGCCGGAAUAUCAUCAGUUUGGAAUACAGCAGUGGAUGGUCAAAGACUACAUGUUUUUAACUUCACUAUAGACCCCUCAGCAAGAGAUAGCUUUUGGGGAUACAGCAUCGGUUGUACUACGAUCGCCACCACCUUAAUAAUCGUCCACCAAACCGGUGCCCAAAAAUUUCUAACUUUACCAACAUUCAAGGAGUGCAAACAGGCAGUUAUAUGCACUGUGUUCAACAUGUGUUUAGUACAGACAUUCGGUGUUGCCAUUGGUUUGCUAACUUAUUCCAGGUACAAAGACUGUGAUCCUCUAACUAGCAAAAUAGUGUCAAAACACGACCAACUCUUGCCGUAUUUCAUAACGGACAUCGGUGCUAGCAUUCCAGGAAUCUCUGGUCUUUUUGUAGCUACUAUUGCAAGUGCAUCUCUCAGUUCCAUGUCAUCCAACCUAAACGCUUUGUCUGGUGUCUUGUACAAAGACCUCGUAUGCUUAUUUUUAAAAGAUAAAUCUACAGAAAAACGGGGUAGCAACAUCCUGAAAGCGAUAGUACUCGUGGUUGGAGUUUUCUGUACAUGUUUGGUUUUUGCGGUGGACAAACUUGGAGAAGUACUGUCUGUUACUUUGACGGUUUGUGGAAUUACACAAGGACCUUUGCUUGGCGUUUUUACACUAGGAGCUCUUUUUCCGUCAGCUAACCACCAUGGAGCUUUCUACGGUAUUGUUGCGGGUUUUCUAGCAGUGGCAGGUGUAGCACUUCCUGGCAAGUACUACCAGUUGAAAGGAGCGAUUAAAAAUCCUACGAAACCACUUUCGAUUACUGGGUGUGGUGUACUCAAUCAGAAUUCGAGUACUUCGUACCACAUAUCUUCCAACACAACUUCCACAAUACAAUUUCCACAAGUACCUAUGAUUUUCAGAAUAUCUUUCUAUUAUUACGUACUGAUUGGAUGCGUUGUGACUGUAAUUGUUGGUUUAAUCAUUAGCUGCAUGACCAAACGAAACUCUCCAACCGACAAGGACCACGUAAGUCCUGUCGUACAACUCUGUCUUUCCAAAAAAUAUGAAGACAAAAAGGGAGUACCGUACAGAGAUGUAGAAGAGGCGUUAGAAAUUCUCGAAGAAUAAAACUGUUUCGUUACCCAA
This is a messenger RNA of Zophobas morio, 1911 nucleotides long. RefSeq names its product sodium-coupled monocarboxylate transporter 2-like. The record is from RefSeq and is a predicted model, not a curated record. Gene Ontology annotation, cellular component: membrane. Lineage: Eukaryota; Metazoa; Arthropoda; Insecta; Coleoptera; Tenebrionidae. The transcript has 8 exons. Gene Ontology annotation, biological process: sodium ion transport; transmembrane transport. The coding region runs from base 208 to 1893 and encodes 561 amino acids. Gene Ontology annotation, molecular function: symporter activity.